AUGGCAUGUGAAAUAAAUGGGGUAAACGGCAGGUUUUCUAUACGGGACAGCCAAAGAUCGAAGCACUUCAAUGUGAACAUUCUAAAUCUGAGCACAGCUGACUCUGGAACGUACUGGUGUGGCUCAGACAGAAAAUGGCACAAUGCUGCUUACACCAAAAUCAACCUUUUCAUAGACAAAAGACACAUCAAAACCAAAAAAUCAGGACCUCAGCAGACAACAGCAGCACCAUCUUCAACAACAACCCUCCAUGGCCAUUCAGACUCUGGCAGGAUUAUUGGCGCUACGGUAGCGUGUCUGGCGUUGUUGGUGACAGUUGGGAUCGUGCUGAUAGUGUUCAUACAUAAACUCUGCAGGACACAAGGGGGGUCCACAAUGCACAGCACAAAGGCUGGACAAAACUCAGAGGAAAAUCACAAUGAUCGAGUGUAUGAGGAGAUAAAGGAACCGAACCAGGGGCAAAGCUCUGGAGAUGCAACUCUGUCUUUUUAUGCCCUUGUCAACCUCCCUGCAGAGCAGCUCCACUAUGCCAGUCUGCUGAGCUCCCCGGGGCUGUGGGCGCCGUCAGGACUCUCGGAUCGGGACCUCCGCUGGGGGUGGAUCAGAUAA
Molecule: messenger RNA, 609 nt
Organism: Limanda limanda (common dab)
Lineage: Eukaryota; Metazoa; Chordata; Actinopteri; Pleuronectiformes; Pleuronectidae
Product: CMRF35-like molecule 8
Exons: 7
Coding region: 1-609 (202 amino acids)
Source: RefSeq, a predicted model, not a curated record